This is a messenger RNA of Desarmillaria tabescens, 1206 nucleotides long. RefSeq names its product major facilitator superfamily domain-containing protein. The transcript has 12 exons. Bases 1 to 1206 code for a protein of 401 amino acids. Gene Ontology annotation, molecular function: transmembrane transporter activity. Gene Ontology annotation, cellular component: membrane. NCBI's taxonomy places the organism in Eukaryota, Fungi, Basidiomycota, Agaricomycetes, Agaricales, Physalacriaceae. The record is from RefSeq and is a predicted model, not a curated record. Gene Ontology annotation, biological process: transmembrane transport.
AUGUAUGUCAGCGCCCAGCACCAUUCCAGUUUGUUAUGCUUCAAAUUUAAAAGGCGUCGCGUCGACUGGCGGAUAUUACCCUUGCUUGGAGCCCUUUACGCGCUAUCUCUUAUUGAUAGAGCCAACAUUGGCGUGGAACUUAGUAUCGGCUCCCGCUACAGUAUCGUACAUGCAUCUAUUUCAUCCCAUACACCCUACUGUUCUGAACUGCCGAGUAAUAUAUGUCUGCGUGCUUUUGGGGUCCUUAUCGCCUGGGGUGCUGUUCAGCUUGGCAUGGGCUUCGUUUCCUCAUGGGAGUACUUGGCACUCUGUCGAGCUCUUCUAGGUACCUUCGAGGCGGGGCUUCUCCCGGCAACGGCAUUCCUCGUGUCCACCUGGUACAAACGCCAUGAAGUUCAAAAAAAACUUGCUGGGCUGUAUAUGACGUCGAUUCUCGCUGGUGGCUUUAGCUCCAUCUUUGCAUACGCUCUGAGUCGUCUUGAGGGUAAAGGAGGGACGGUCACCAUUAUUUUUGGAGCUACUUCCUGGAUAUACAUCCCCGACUUUCCUGACAGGAAUGACUUCUUCACUGCAGAAGAGACUACCCUGGUGUUGCAGCGCAUUGAAGAAGACCGUGGUGACUCGUUGCCUGAUCCAAUAAAGGGAAAGGUGUUGUUGCACCUCCGUGAUUGGAAGAUUUGGAUAUUUUUCCUAUCUAUGAUCUUGAGUGGAAUGGGAUGGAGUAUUGAGACAUCCUUGUUGCUUGCCAUUAGUGUCAUGUUAUUUGCGUGGUUGUCCGACAUAUAUCAUACAAGAGCUUUAUUUAUUGCUAUGCAAACACUGAUGACUAUGAUCGGCUUAGUUCUGACAGCCUAUGCGCGCCUCCCUGUCCCGCGUUACAUUGGAACAUUUCUGGCCGGCGCAGGUUCAACAGGAAGUAUAACCGGGAUUCUGGCAUAUGCCUCGAACAACUCUGUCUCGCACUCGAAGCGAGCUGUGACUAUGGCGAUCAUAGUUAGUUUCGGCGGAAUUGGCGGGAUCAUUGCGACUACUAUUUGUCGUCAGCAAGACUCUCCGAAUUAUAUCCCGGGUAUGAUCGCGACUAUUUUACUCCAGGCACUUCUUCUGUUUCUGCUUGGUAUCCUGACUGCGUACUUUCGGUACCAGAACAAGAUGAAGUCGAGAGGAGGCGGUUUGGUCCCAGGAACAUUUCUAUAUACACUCUAA